CCUCCCGCGGACCCGGCCGCUUUCGCAGGGACGUGAAGCCCGUGCCAGCAGAAAAACUGAAUGACCUUGGAAAUCGCUAUCUGGGGCUAGAUUGAUUCUCGCCGCCUGUCUCCUGCUCUCAGGAACUCUACGAUUAACGCAGAUUUAAACAUUUUAGGGGCCUUUUAAAAAACAAGAACGUGUACACUUAAUAACUAACUUAAUGAUUCCUGAACUAACGAAGCAUUUGCCUAAAACUGAACGCAGAAGAGGUUUUCUUUUACUGUAUGCUUGCUCAGAAACUACCAAUAAAACAAGCAAGGCGAUGCCUUGCUUUUAGAAGAACAUUCUUUUUAAGAGCAGUUAUUUAUUCUGCUGAUCAGCUGAUAAAAGCAGAAAGCUUCAAACUCCCUGGAAGACGGGGCAGACUCCGGCUCCGGACGACUCCCGGCUGUAGCAAUGGCCGCUCUCCUGGGCACGUGAGCGUGGCCCUUGCUCCCGGCAGGAUGCAGGUGGAAGUUUCUGCGCCCCUUCUCUGGGGGGCUGUGAAAUGAUUCAGGUGUUGCUGCAGAGCUAAGGUUUGCCAGAGUGAUGCACUGAUGCUGAGGAGGCAUCAACAGCUAUGGGACUGUAACCCUGUCCAAUGUAAACACUGGCAGUGUCUACAGAGAGAGAUCGUGAGACGCUGAAGCAGAGUGUAGCUGCUGCUAAGCAGGUCAUCUGCUCACUAAGGCUCAGAUUGCAGUGUACCCUAAUCAUAAAACAUGAACCUGUCCAGGCGGAUUGAAUGGAGGACUCUGAAUGUGAGCAGUAGUGUUAUGAACAUAUCUGAGCAUCUCUCCUGCCCUCUUGGAUUUGGUUACUACAAUGCAGUUGACAUCUGUAUCCUUGAGACAGUUGUUAUUGUCUUGCUAACGUUUUUAAUUAUUGCGGGUAACUUAACUGUUAUAUUUGUUUUUCACUGUGCUCCACUUSUGCAUCAUUAUACCACCAGCUACUUUAUUCAGACCAUGGCCUAUGCUGACCUUUUUGUUGGAGUUAGCUGCUUGGUUCCUACUUUGUCGCUGCUUCACUAUUCGACAGGUGUCCACGAGUCCCUGACAUGUCAAGUUUUUGGAUACAUCAUCUCCGUGCUAAAAAGCGUCUCUAUGGCAUGUCUCGCUUGCAUCAGCGUGGAUCGCUAUCUCGCUAUCACAAAGCCUCUCUCCUAUAACCAACUGGUCACACCUUGUCGCUUGAGAAUCUGCAUCAUCUUGAUCUGGAUAUACUCUUGUCUGAUCUUCUUGCCUUCCUUCUUUGGCUGGGGAAAACCUGGUUACCACGGAGAUAUUUUUGAAUGGUGUGCUACCUCCUGGCUAACUAACGCCUAUUUCACUGGCUUCAUUGUAUGCUUACUCUAUGCUCCUGCUGCCUUUGUCAUAUGCUUCACCUAUUUCCACAUCUUUAAAAUUUGCCGRCAGCACACCAAAGAGAUAAACGAUCGCAGAGCUCGGUUUCCUAGCCACGAAGUGGACGCUGCUGGGGACACUGGCCACAGCCCCGACCGCCGUUACGCCAUGGUUUUGUUUCGGAUAACCAGCGUGUUCUACGUGCUCUGGCUCCCUUAUAUCAUAUACUUUCUGCUGGAGAGCUCUCGGGUGUUGGAAAACCCAGCGCUCUCCUUCUUAACGACGUGGCUUGCUAUAAGCAAUAGUUUCUGCAACUGUGUGAUAUAUAGCCUCUCCAACAGUGUUUUCAGGCUGGGACUCCGGAGACUGUCAGAGACAAUAUGUUCAUCUUGUAUGUGUUUAAAAGACAGGGAUGUACGGGACCCUAAGCCGAGAAAACGGGCUAAUUCCUGCUCUAUUUAAAGAGAACUGGCGCAUGUAAUCAAACAUGGAGUUUUGAUAGCAUUUGAUAUAUCUGGAAACUUGCCAGAACAGAAAUAUUUACUUGAAUAGUUUGCUAUGAUCUUAGAGAUGAGUUGAAAAGGGAUUUCAAGAAAAGGAAAAGGCGGCUAUAAGAGGGGUCACUGAACUUAAAUACAGCUCUUGAAAUAGUGAGGAGACAGAUUCAACAGAGAAGAUGAAGAAAGUCAAAACUCAAAUCUUCCAAACGGCAUGAAAUAACUAGCAGUCAAAGGAGGUUCCUCAUAAAACCAAUUAGUUAGUAAUUACCUUACAUUUUCCCCCUUGUAGAAAGGUUGUCUUAUUAUCUUUGUAUCCAAAUAUACUGUAGCCUUCUGAAUUUAAAUAUAUUUAAGAGGAAACAACAACACAGUAAGUGGCUAUCCGUAAAUUAUAUUCCUGAGGAUUUAGAAUAGAUGUUGCAGAUUAUUAAUCUCUUGUACAAUUUUCAGUUGUACAAAUAAUCCGUAAUGCAUAAAACAUGCUCUGGGCAUGAUGCUUUUGGAUAAAAUUGCACAUUUUGAUAACAAUUUUCACAAAACUGCUCCCUUCCAUUUUCCCCUUCCUGAGCAUUCCUGGUACUGUUCUACAGAAGUGGCUUGGUUUGAGGGUGCCUCCAAGGCCACCUGAUCCUCUUUUCCUGCAGAAAGAAACAGCCUUUUCCAACCAGCUGAGUAAGCGCAGUCGCCCCAUGUUCAAUGACUUCUUCAGCCUUUCAUUCUCUUGAUCUUGUUAAAUUAGCGCUCAGUAUUGAUGUAGUGUCCUUUAGGGUGUACUGAAGCUUUUCCUUUAUCRGCUACACAGAUAAUCCUAAUGCAAAUAUGAUAAUGACACACAGCAGUGUGCAUCACUGCUUAGAAGAAUAAAAAUAAAUAAGAGAACCUUUUCUUUGGGAGGUCUAAAUAGCUUACUGUUGUAGCUGCCAAUCCUUUCUGUGAAUCGAGCUUGCACAUACUGUACUUUUUUUCUUUUUUUUUUUUUAAGAGAAUUUGUAGUCUGUGCCUAAUGUUUUCACAGCACAUGGAACAGGUCAGUGCUACAGGAUAAAAAAAAAAAUUGCUUUAAAAGAAAUACUUCUGUGCAGUUGUUGAAUAGAUAUUUGUUCAUGAAGUGUUCUUGGAGGAGGUGACCAAUACAGUUUAGUAUUAAAUACAGGGAGAGAGCUUCAGUAUUUCCUUUUGUAAUGAACUGACUUUCAGGUCCAGUGAUUAAAUAUUUUUGUUUUGCAGGGGUACAUAUUAGGGUUGUGUAAUAAAUUGCCAGGGGUUCAGAUGCAUGACAAUAAAUGAAAUAUUUAAAUUAUUAUUUUUGAACCAAAUGUAGUUUUCUUAGAUGGUUAUUGGCUUUUUAAAAAGGCCCAAUUAUUGAUCAUUGGUGCCUUUUAACACUGCACUAUUAUUCCUUCUCUUACCAAAAUGCGUGUGUAAAGAUUGUGCCUAUUACUUUUUGUAAAGGAAGCUGAACCACACUUGCACACUGGUGGUUUGGGGCUCGAUCCCCUUAAGUCUGUGCUCUUUGUUUUGU
This is a messenger RNA of Nothoprocta perdicaria, 3389 nucleotides long. RefSeq names its product G protein-coupled receptor 52 (gene GPR52). Gene Ontology annotation, cellular component: membrane. The record is from RefSeq and is a predicted model, not a curated record. Gene Ontology annotation, molecular function: G protein-coupled receptor activity. The coding region runs from base 744 to 1829 and encodes 361 amino acids. Lineage: Eukaryota; Metazoa; Chordata; Aves; Tinamiformes; Tinamidae. The transcript is spliced from 2 exons. Gene Ontology annotation, biological process: G protein-coupled receptor signaling pathway.